AUGCUAUUGGAAAUUAAAUCAAUUUACGAACAAUUUGGAAAAGUGCAAUUCACUUUAAAAGUGACAAUUAAUCGUAAACCAAAAAAGAAAAUUCAAUUGAAAUUUUGGUUAUAUUAUCGAGAUGGGCUAUUCCAAUUUCCAAAUGAUCAAGAAAUAAGACCUUUAUCAAAGGCCAAAGCUUCACUAUCCGCAUUAAAAUUGAUUGAGUUACGUACAUAUUUAAAACCCUUAUUCAAUAUUUCAUGGAAGAAUGUCAAAGAUCUCACUCAAAACAUUAUAACUGAUAAUGAUGUUUUUAUGACACUGACACUUCCUCCUCCCGGUAAAAACAAAGUAUAUAUAAUUCAAUUAGAAAUCAAUUCAAAUUAA
Molecule: messenger RNA, 369 nt
Organism: Rhizophagus irregularis DAOM 181602=DAOM 197198
Lineage: Eukaryota; Fungi; Glomeromycota; Glomeromycetes; Glomerales; Glomeraceae
Source: RefSeq, a predicted model, not a curated record